This is a messenger RNA of Gasterosteus aculeatus aculeatus (three-spined stickleback), 939 nucleotides long. The record is from RefSeq and is a predicted model, not a curated record. NCBI's taxonomy places the organism in Eukaryota, Metazoa, Chordata, Actinopteri, Perciformes, Gasterosteidae.
GAGUAAUCACGUACGGGAAGCAGGAAGGCGCAGAAUACCACAAACAUCUUUGCACCAAUAGAAAGAUCCCACAGAAGAAAAUGUUCCACUUGACUGGCCAAUCACAUUGAACACGUUGUCUUCAAAGGCAUCACAUCUUUGGGUAAAAUCAGUCUGUCUGUUAACUUUCGGUCAUCAUCACUCAUGGACGGGCUGCACACUUUUCUAGUCGCUCUCUUAGGAGUUGCAUCCUGCAGUCAUGAUUGGAUCUCUGGAUCAGUGACAGUCAGACCAGGAGACAACAUCACUCUCUACUGUGAUUGUAAAUCAUCAACUGGAUUAUACAUAGUGUGGUACAGGAACUGCUCUCAUGAGAACCAGCCUCCUCUCGUCCUUAAAGUAGGCCGUAGUUCAUCCACAUCAGGAUACAAUCCGGCCAGUGACACCAAAGAUCCUCAGAAUUUUCCUCGUUUUCAAUUUGUGAGAAACUCUUCUUCUAAUUCUUAUGACCUGCUGAUCAUGAACAUCACUGAUUCUGAUGAGGGAAUCUACUACUGUGGAACUGAAGAGAAGAAAGUGGAGGAUAAAGAAUUAAUUGGCCGCCAAACUCUUUACAGAAACGGAAACGUCACAACAAGAGUCUUAAUCAGUCCAGACUGCAGCGAUUCUCUGCUCCAGACUCCAGAAUGUCUCUGUCCUCUGUGUUGGACUCUGCUGGUCUCUCUGUGUCCAGCUAUUGCUGUCCUCUCCUCCGUCCUCUCCUCUCUUCUAGUUUAUCAUCUGUGUCAGAAAAAAGCUCCACAACCUGAUCAGCAAACACCUCAAAGAAGACAGCAUGGGGAUGAAGAUGUGUGCUAUGCUGCACUGGAAAUCCAACAGACAUCACGAAGACCAAAGAAGAAAAUCCAGAGUUCUGACUUCAGCACCUAUUCUGCCAUCAAUACUUCGAGGAUGUAGAGU